Molecule: messenger RNA, 644 nt
Organism: Psylliodes chrysocephalus
Lineage: Eukaryota; Metazoa; Arthropoda; Insecta; Coleoptera; Chrysomelidae
Source: the annotation of a GenBank genome assembly
AUAUCUUCAAGAAAAAGGCAACAGAAAUUUGAAAUUUACAAAAGAAGACAUUAAGCCAAUGAUAGUGUUUGUGUAUUUACUGUUGCCGUUGUUCAUAUGGAUGGCUGCUAGUCUUAUUCUGAAAUAAAAAAUGACUUCAGAAGAACAAAAACUGGAGCAAAAACCCGUUUUUAAAGUCUCCUCAUUCCAAUAUCAGAAUGCAAAUAAGAAGAAAUGUGUUUGGAAGGGGCUUAAACAGAUUAUUACAUCUGAAAAAGCCCUUCCUUGGCCUGACCACUGUGUGCACUAUGGCUCUAUAAACGCUCCUCCUUCGUUUAAGCCACCCGAGAAAUUUUCAGAUCUAUCUGGCUUGCCAGCUCCAUAUACAGAUCCUCAAACCAGAUUACGAUUUGCUAAUAAAGACGAAUAUGCAACGAUGAUUGAUUUGCCAAUGGACAUAACCGCUGGAUAUUUGACUUUAAGAGGAGCAACUAGUAUUGUAGGCUGAAGAUUAAGAUAAAUAAACUUUUUUGACUAAAGGUAGAUUAUUGAAAAAUAAUAAGAAUAUACUUGAAAUCUGUUUUCAAUUUUCUGGAACAAGAAGUAAUCCAUCACAAAGACAAGAAAAUAUGUCUCUUUAAUACAAACAAAAAAUUUCUAAUAUA